AUGGUAGACAGGGAUCCAGGUUCACCUACCUGGAAGUUCACACAGUGCUUCGGUGACAAAGGAGAUGUAGAGGAUAUCACAGAAGCGGAUAUCAUUUCAACCGUCGAGUUCGACCAUACCGGGAACUAUCUAGCUACGGGAGACAAGGGCGGGAGAGUAGUGCUGUUCGAGCGAAAUGAGACGAAAAAAACCUGCGAGUACAAGUUCCACACCGAGUUCCAGUCGCACGAGCCGGAGUUUGAUUAUCUGAAGUCCCUAGAGAUCGAAGAGAAGAUCAACAAAAUAAAAUGGUGUAGACGGCAGAAUGCAUCUCAUUUUCUUCUUUCGACAAAUGAUAAAACGAUAAAGCUGUGGAAGGUGUUUGACAAGUCGCUCAAGGUCGUUGCGGAAAACAAUCUCUCGAGUGAGCUUACGCCGGCAGGUGUGGGUGGCGGAGGGGCACCCCGUGCGCCCCGUCUAUCGUUCAAGGACCCUUCCUUGUUGAAACUUCCUCGAAUGACGCACCAUGAUACCGUGGUGGCUGCCGUCCCUCGAAGGACAUAUGCCAAUGCGCACGCAUACCACAUCAACAGUAUAUCCGUCAACAGCGACGGGGAAACGUUCAUAAGUAGCGAUGAUCUACGGGUGAACCUGUGGAACCUUAAUAUCCAAGACCAAAGCUUCAACAUUGUCGAUAUCAAACCCGCGAACAUGGAAGAACUGACAGAAGUAAUCACCGCCGCCGAAUUCCACCCAACCAGUUGCAACUGGUUCAUGUAUGCCAGCUCCAAAGGCACAAUUAAGCUUGCCGAUAUGCGACAGCGGGCCUUGUGCGACGAGCACCAGAAACUCUUCGAGCAAGAAGAAGAUGCCUCCUCUCGUUCAUUUUUCUCCGAAAUCAUUUCCUCCAUCUCCGACGUACGAUUCUCGCACGACGGCCGCUAUAUCGUAUCCAGAGACUACCUGACGGUCAAAAUAUGGGAUGUCAAUAUGGAACGGCAACCGGUAAAGACUAUUCCUAUCCACGAACAUUUGCGACCUCGCCUGUGCGACACAUACGAGAACGAUAGUAUCUUUGAUAAGUUUGAAGUAGUUUUCUCGGGCGAUGCAGAGAAUGUCAUGACUGGCAGUUAUAAUAACAACUUUAUGAUCUACCCCACCGACUCGAGCAAGGAGACGGAAAUAGUGUUACAGGCAGACAAGUCGGCCUUCAAAGCAAAGAAGGUCGGCGUUCCAACACCGAUGAACAAGGGCGCCAAUGGAAAGAAGAACGGGUCUAGAGCCGGUAGCCCUGCGGGCCCUGGCAGCCGGAUGAAAAAGGAGACUGAUGCGGAUCAGAUCGACUUCAACAAGAAGAUCCUGCAUAUGAGCUGGCACCCUUACGAAGAUAGUAUUGCCAUUGCUGCCACUAACAACGUGAGCUUAUCCUCCCCUCGUCCAUAA
Molecule: messenger RNA, 1422 nt
Organism: Aspergillus tanneri
Lineage: Eukaryota; Fungi; Ascomycota; Eurotiomycetes; Eurotiales; Aspergillaceae
Gene: CDC55
Product: protein phosphatase 2A regulatory subunit CDC55
Exons: 5
Coding region: 1-1422 (473 amino acids)
Biological process (GO): peptidyl-serine dephosphorylation
Cellular component (GO): protein phosphatase type 2A complex; cytosol
Molecular function (GO): protein phosphatase regulator activity; protein binding
Source: RefSeq, a predicted model, not a curated record